Molecule: messenger RNA, 3266 nt
Organism: Triplophysa dalaica
Lineage: Eukaryota; Metazoa; Chordata; Actinopteri; Cypriniformes; Nemacheilidae
Exons: 6
Coding region: 115-1194 (359 amino acids)
Biological process (GO): regulation of transcription by RNA polymerase II
Molecular function (GO): RNA polymerase II cis-regulatory region sequence-specific DNA binding; DNA-binding transcription factor activity, RNA polymerase II-specific
Source: RefSeq, a predicted model, not a curated record
GCCAGCAGGGGGCGAUAAGACCGAUGCAGUUCAGCGGAAGAAAACAAAAGGCGAGAGAAAUAUCUGUUACGGAUGGAAAAAUAAGAGCACGGCAGCUGCUUGUCGUGAUAAACCAUGGCUAAACUGCAGAUUUUAAACGUUUUCCUAACGGAAAGAUUAACUUUAGCCGCCCAGGAAAUAUUUAAGGUUGUGGAAGACAUCUUUUUGGAGUACACUGACGAGAUAUGUCGUUCCAGACAGGAGAUUGAGCUGCUUAGGAAGAGACUGCAGCAGGCUGGGCUCCAGCUCGACUCUGAAAUGCACUCCUGUGAGUCAAAAGAAACUCAGACGUUAUCAGAGGAGCAGUGGAGGUCUGAACAAGAUGGAAACGAUACAGAAAUGCAGAUGAAACUAGAGGUCUACACACAGCAAGAGGAGAAUAUAGUCCAUAUGUCUGUUUAUAAUGAAUCAUCAUCUUUACUGCCAAGUAUGGACACUGGCCAUAAUCACAUGACCAACAAAGACAUUGAAAGUCAAAUAAUGGACAGCAGUGAGAAUGAUUUUCCCUUCACGGACCAAACUGCUGAGAUUAAAAAUGAACCUGGGUUAAGUGAAAAAGGCAGGGACUGUCAGUUACAGCAAUUUACUAGACGCUGCUUGGAUGAUCCGGGGGCAAGUCACGCAUCAAGUGUUGACAAAACAGAAGUCAUCAACAUCGACUCUUCUGCACAUAAGACACACACAUUUCAUCUGCCCCCUAGAACUCAGGAGAGGUUAACACUGCAGCAUAGAAUGGAACUGGCCCAAAUUAGAGAGAGAAUGUCUUCAAGUAUGUGGCUCCAUUACUCUGAGCAUAAAAGUAUGAAAAGUCAUCCAUCUGACUGUGAGGGCGAAGUGUCCAAUUCUGACAAGCGGAAAGAGCACAAUGCAAGAAAAGCACAGGCCUGGAGGGAUCGACUGAAAAAAGACCCUGCAAAAUUUGCUGAGUACAAAGCUUUGGAAGCUGCGAGAGCAAGAGAGUAUAGAAGGAAAAAGACGGCUGCUGCUAGAGAAAGUGAUCGGGAAAAUAAUCGUGAGCGACAGAGAAGACUCAGAGCUAUAAAGAAGUUACAACAGUGUAAAGCUGAGGAAGAGCUUUCGCCAACUAUGAUAAGAAAAGUCUCGCAAGAAGAAAAAUACUACAUCCUUGGAGAAGAGACCCCUUAUUGUCACUAGUUUGAUGGUUGCAAAAAACUACAGAAUGCAAUUCUAUUGUAAUCCUAAAGUAGCAUGAGAAUUUACUUGGAUGAGGACUGUAAAAACAAAAUCAUCAUGGAGAUCUCUACAGAAGGCUCAUGAACUUUGGAAGCUGUAAAUCCAGAAAACAUAGUUUUGUGCUUUCUAGUUUUUUUACAGACGUGUUAUCUCUCGAUGUGUUGUUCUUCAGUGUCAUACAAACCUAAACUAAUGUCUCUGUGAAUAUUGAACUGAAGUUUAGUGAAGCUUCAGAGCUUGCAGAGAAUUCUCAAUGGUACAAACAGUGACAAGUGUGUAUAAAACUGAAGAUCAAAGACAAUCACAAAGUGAGGAACUGUGAUUACACAAAGUGUAUUAAAAGAACCUGUUUUGAUUGUGGUGUUGUGCUACUCAAGGAAAGUUAAAGGUGUCGUGGAUUCGCGUGCCAGUAUCUUGGCAAAAGUGGGAGAGUAAGAUUUUUAUCCACGAUGGAAGCCAGUGGUUCAACUCAAACGGUCUCUACCUGCCAAUGUCAUACUAUGAACACAGAUGUUUAAAUAGUUGAUUUUUACCAGUCUGAGAUCGAAGGACAGAAUGCCUUGAAUGAUAAUUCUGAUUCAACAACCAACGUCCUUGUGAACAAGUAGAAGAUCUGUGGCUGAAAUAUAAUACACACAUAUAGCACAGAUGUACAAGAGCUGACUUCCUGUACACCCGUCCACCUAGGUGGUAUUUGGGCAGAGUUUCUAAAUCACCAACUGACAGCGGAGUCUGGAUGAAGUUUCUGGAGCAAUGCAAAGUCUGGAGUUUGUUUACCUGGCCCAACAAGUCGAUCCGCUUGGAAUAUUUAACGGACCUGUAAACUUGAGUUUGAAAAGACAAACAUUCAAGAUAAUGAAUGUUUAGUUGAUGUUAAGCAUAAUUUGAUGCUUAAUUCGAAUGCACAUGAAGGACAGACUGGCCAUAAGUGACAUUUCACAACAAGUUUAUACUAUCCCAGUAGUUGCUUGUGUGUUUGAUAGGUUUGUUUAAUAGUUUUGCAAUUGUUCUAUUUCGUAUUUUAAUUCUUGUGGCAGAUAGUAUUGACGUCCUGGAGGCCAUUUUAAUGAUUAAUAAGGUUAUUGCAUUAUAAAAAUGUCAUAUGUGUGUCUUUUGCAUACAGACUUUUCUAGUUUGUUCACUCAUUUGUAAAAAAUAAAUUAUAUUCAGAUUUUACCCUCAUCAAGUAACAUACAUAAACAUACAGAUCUUUUUUUUUAAUAAAAUUUAGUUUGAUUACUGUCUUGGUUCUAACAUAAGACGACUUUAAAUAAGAUAUUUGGAUGAUUUUAUAUAAAAAUCUUUACACUACCCCUUUGCAGAUUUUAAUUCAUAUUUGCCUUUCAUGGUCUAUGGAGAGAUAAGGUACAGUGGUAAAUGAGGUACAGUGGUACUGUACAUCAUUUGGGCUUAUCCUUUUAAUGGAUAAAAAUUCAACGAGGUGUUUUCUCUAUCUGACAGCAAUAGUCCUUCUUUUCUUUUUACAAUGAGUGUGAUACACUACAUUCGUUUGAAAGGUUAUCUUUUUGUCGUUGUUUAGAUUGGCAGGCGAUGAGCAAAAGAAGGCUGCAGCGAAAGCUAGAUCCUUAAAGCACAAACUGAAAAUUUACGGGAAUCCUGAACUUCUAGAAGAAUACAGGAAAAAGGAGAGAGAGAGAUAUCAGAGACGAAAAUCUCAAGGAAAAGUGAAGUUUGCUAAAGAUCUUAAUCUAUCGGAAUUAAGAAGGCAGCAGAAAAAAUGGAGGGAGCGUUCAGCCGCACACAGGAGAAAGAAAACAUUUCAGGAGGUUUUAAACAACAUUAAAGAGGACAUUGACAUCAUUCCAGAGUCAAAGCCUGACACCUCUGCUUAACAUUUUAAUGGUUGUUUGUGUUACACAAGAAUUAUGGGCAAAACAUUUCUUUUCUUCUUUGUAAAUCUGUUGGAUUAAUGUGUCUGUGAAAUUAAUAAAUGCAAAUAAAUAAAAAUGCUGAUUAAAAAAUUAUAACAAAUUAAUUGUGCAAUUUUUAAAAGCGCAACAGUGCUUUAUGUA